UCUUCUCCGGCUGUCCGAUCUCUCUUUCUCUCGGCUCCGUUUCUUCUGUUGUUGCUAACUACUGUUUAAUAUCUUCUUGUCUCUACCAGACAACCAGAAUUUUGACUGCUGUAGACUAUUUUGAGCUCAAGCUGAAGCUCUGAGCAGAUGUUCUUCGCUCGCUGCUUGCUUUUCUCAUCUGCUUCCUUCAAGGAUCGCCUCCGUCGCCGGUGAGUUAGGGUUUUCUCUGGCUCACCUCUCAGGCAAUCCUUGCUUCUCGCCUUCCUCGUACUUUCCUUGUUCCUGGCUCAUUUUUCUCCUGCAAUUUGAAAUCUGCCAUCUCCCCAUCUCUUUCCUGUCUUUCUUCAUUUCUAUUUUCUCCGAACCACAAUUCCCCUCUUUCCCUCUCUUUCUCCUCUUCACUGCUGGCCAGUCCAGCUAUCGAUCUCUGCAAUUUCACCUUUCCGAGACCACUUUGGGUUUCUCCUGCUGGAUUCUCUCAGUUUCUUGAUAGUUGCCCUCCCACAUCUUCUUUCCGAGCUGACUGUGCUAGCUUUAGGUUUUCUGUCUGAAGGAAGUGGAGAGCUUUGUUGUAACAUGUAUUUUUAGAAUGGUGUAUUAGGUGUGAUUUAAGUUGUUGUUGCAGUGCUACGAUAUGGGAUUUGUUUACUUGUAAAUUUGGGACGUCGUGGUUAGGUUUUAAGUUAGUUGCUGUUAGUUCCUAGUGGUGCGGAGAAGACAAAUACUUGUAUGCAACCCUAGGGUUUCUGCUCCCUGGGGUAAGAGAAAUGUUUUAUUCCCAGUUCAUACUGGCCAAGAAAGGGCCUUUGGGUACGAUAUGGAUAGCCGCUCAUUUGGAAAGGAAGCUGCGGAAGAAUCAGGUUGCAGAUACUGAUAUUGGUGUAUCUGUUGAUUCAAUUCUGUUCCCUGAAGUACCAAUUGCACUAAGGCUUUCCAGUCAUCUUCUGCUUGGUGUGGUGAGGAUAUACAAUAGGAAGGUGAAUUACCUUUUCGAUGAUUGCAGUGAGGCUUUGCUAAAGAUAAAGCAAGCUUUUCGGUCCACUGCAGUUGAUUUGCCACCUGAAGAGUCAACUGCUCCAUAUCACUCCAUCACCUUGCCCGAGACUUUUGAUCUUGAUGAUUUCGAACUUCCAGAUAAUGAUAUUCUCCAGGGUAAUUUUGUCGAUCAUCACAUUAGUUCAAGGGAGCAAAUUACCCUUCAAGACACUAUGGAGGGUGUGGUUUAUACCACAUCUCAGUUUGGAUUGGAUGAGCGAUUUGGUGAUGGUGAUACCUCACAAGUUGGUUUGGAGCUUGAAGAGGAAUUGUUCCUUAACAAUGCGGCAGCUUCAGGGACCAAUGAGGUUUCAGAAGUUGAUCCUAGGACGUUGAUUGAUGUUACAGAAGAACCAGAAAGAGGUGAAAGGGACUUCAGAGCUGCGGCAUCCUCUGCAUCAGUUCUUGUGAAUGGUAGUGGAAACAAGAUUGGAUGUCUAUCUCCAAAUGCAGAGCUUGCUGAAUAUGCUCAAGCUCCAUCUACUCCUGUAUUAGUAGAAGAGCCAAACCUGUCCAGUGUUCAGCAUGGGCUGGUCUGUGAUGAUCAUUUUGAAUCAGAAGAUCGCAAUUCGGCAGAUAUACAUGGUGCAGAGAGCACAGAACAUUUAUAUAGCAAGUCUGAUCUUCAUCACAGGGAUGGAGCAAUUGAUUCUUCAGUGAUUGGUCGUAUUCAAUGCCAGGAAACUGAGCAGGAUGUCUGCCUGGUUUCUGAUUUAACAAUUCAUGAUGCAACUCUUGAAGAUGCUGUGUACGCCGCUCCAGUGUCUAUGGAGUACACGCAGGAAGACGGAACUACUAGUGGUUUGCAGGAUGCGGACAAGGUGGAUGAAUAUAAAGAGAAAGUCGUAGGAGGUGUUGAACCAGUUCCACAGCCAAUGGAGUUAAUGGACGAGAAAUGUGAAAACUCAUUUGGGGCUGGAUUGCUAGAGACUGGUCCUGUUGAUGCUUCUAAAGAUGCGGGAGGACAAUUGCUUGACAAAAUGGUAGCACAAGAUACUGCCCGUGUAUCUGAGUCUUGUUCAGCUCCUGAGCAUGUUAGUACUGAAAUACAUCCGUUACAGGGAGAGGCAAAUUUAAACAACAAUAUCGGUGACAGACAGAUGAAUCCAUCUACUAGCAUGUUUGGACUCCGGCCAUGCAACUCAAAUCCAAAUGACUCUGUUCUUCCUCCAGACAUACAACCACCCUUGGCUGCCCUAUCUAAAACACAAGAUGAUAAUUACUCACAUGGGACUUCUACUAAUGAUCAAGGUGAGGAGUGUAAUUUAGCUGACAGCGGAUUGUUGAACAAGCCUCAGACAAUACAGACUGAUUUUGAGGAGGAAGUUUUGGACGGAGGCCACAGGUUGGAAGACAAACUGGACAAUGAAAACCAAAAGAAUGAGCACUCUGAGAAGGUUGAUGACCUCCCUGUACCUGAAAAAUUGCUUUCUGUACCGGAGAAGGUUCUUGAUAGACCUGAUGAGUUGAUGAAUGCGUCAACACCAGUCAGUGAACUCUUAGGAAUCAGUAAUGGGAAUGGCUCUGAGAAUAGAGUUUCUGGGAGAAAGCGCAGCUUUACUGAAAGUUCCUUAAAUAUGCAAAGUGGAAAUUCUGUGGAGUCACUUGGAUUAUCUAGAACGAAAAGAACCUCGGUGUCAGAGUCCGUUCCUGAAGAUGAUGAUUUACUCUCUUCUAUUUUAGUUGGGAGAAAAUCUUCAGUUCUGCGGCUGAAACCUACUCCACCUGCUUCGGAGAUGCCAACUGCGAAACGUUCUCGUCCCACUUCCCGUCUUGGUGCCUUCAAGAGGAAAGUGGUCAUGGAUGAGAUGAUGGUUCUGCACGGGGAUACAAUACGUCAACAAUUGACUAAUACCGAGGACAUACGCCGUUUACGGAAGAAGGCUCCCUGCACAGAGAUGGAGAUAGUGACGAUGCAAAGGCAAUUUUUGGAAGAUGAAGUUUUGACUGCACCAACCUUAUCUGGUAUGGUAACACAAUUGAUGCAUUUGCACAAUGAAACCCUUGAUUUGAGUGGAAUAAGGGUUGUAAAAAAUGAGGUGUCUUCAGAUACUGCUGUGGAUGUAGAAUGUUCCGCAACGCUUGUUAACCAACGUGGUGAAUUGGACAAGAUCAUUGAACCUGUAGAUUGUAGAGAAAUUGAUGGUGAACAACCAGUAGAGCCUCCUGUUCUGGACAAUCAAGAUGAGAACCAACUUUUUAGUGCUUGUGGUAAUGUGGGGCAGAAAGAUGAUAUUGGCAUUGUUGUUGAUCUUGGAACAACAAGCAAUGAAUUUUUCGAGGGAAAGCUAGAUACAGGGGCUAACAAGGAGAAUGCUGAAGAAACUGAUGCACCAGAUGGAUUUGAGACAUCCCACAUGGAGCAUGCUCCCCUAGAUAUUUCAGGGAAGCCUGUCAUGCUUUCUACCGAGACUUCUUUUUUGGGCAAAAUUUCUCAUGAGGAUGCUUUGAAGGAGACAAAUGCUAUAAACGAGCUGUCUGAUGAGAUAUAUACUGUGCCAGCUGAGGAGGAAACACGUUUGAAGGAAAUGAAUGAUGACGAACUACCAGAUGGAGUUGACAUGGUUGGCCAUCAUGGGGAUGUUCUAGUUGCUACCAGAAGUGAAUUUAUCCUGGAGGAGGAACUUCUAAUGCAUGAAUGCAAAGAUGACCCUGCUAUUCAAAUCACAGGUGACCAAGCCGAUGGUAACGCACCUUGUGUCAAACCAGCUACGUUUGACACGAUUGGAUGUGUUGGCAUUGCCUUAGUAAAUGAGCAGGCCCUGGAACAUGCUGAUGAUGGAAAUGUUAGGCUUGGUAGCGAGGAUGGAUGUGAUGUAAUGGGCUUUGAGCGCAAUGUUGAGGAUAAGUCUUGUAGUCAUAGUGAAGAAUUGAAAAUGGCCUCCGCACAUUCUGCAGGAUGUGAUGAUGAUGUUAAGAACAGUGGUUUUAAUGAUGGUAAUAAUGUAGUUUCUCAAGAUGCCAAUUGCCAAACUACCACAAAUGCAGAAGUAACUGUUCUUGAUUGUCUUGCCACUGAAGAUCAAUGUGAAUUUCCAGACAUCUCAUUCACCAAUGACACAGGUUUGAUUUCCUUUGUCACCACCAUUAUACUCUUCUGUGUUUGCUUAGUCCGCCGCCCUCCUAGCUAUAAGUUGAAUAUUUGAUGUUAAGCCUCUAGAAGAUUAUAAGUUUGCUUAAUAAAAAAAUUGUAAUAUCGCUGAAAAUCACCUAAGUGAUGAGUUGAAUGUGACUCCAGCUACACAAAGCCUAAGCGGCCUCUUAUUUUUAGUAUGCUAAUGACAUUGUCAGAACUGUCUCGAACUUCCUCCUCUAGGAACUUUCCUAGCUGUUUGGUCUGUCAAAAUGUUUUGAUUGUGGCUUGCUUUGUCUCUCUCCCCCCAAUAUGGUUUAUGGACCAUUGUGCUUCUUGACACUUUUCUAUUUCCAGAAUUUUUGAAUGUUGAUGACGAUGAGAUGGGAGAAGACGACAAUGACAUGCCUUCUGUUGAAGAUACUCGUCUUUUAGACAACAGUGGAUGGUCUUCCCGGACAAGAGCUGUUGCCAAGUACCUCCAAACUUUAUUCGACGAAGAAGCAGGUCAAGGCCGCAACGUUGUGUCGAUGGAGAACCUGCUAGCUGGUAAAACACGCAAGGAGGCCUCGAGGAUGUUUUUUGAGACAUUGGUGCUUAAGACGAGGGACUACAUCCAUGUUGAGCAAGGGAAACCAUUCGAGCACAUUAACAUAAAGCCAAGAGUAAAGCUAAUGAAGUCGGACUUCUAAUAACUUGUGGCCAAGGCAAAAGAAAAAAAAGAUGGAGGGAUGUGUUUCAUCAUUUCCCAUUAGUUUUUUUUUCUUGCGUCACUGUGAUUGUAGUUCUGUCAAUUUAACAGCCGACAGGUCGGGUAGAUGGUGUAGGUUUCCAGAUAAGAUUUGAUUGUAAUCUCUUCGUUGUAUGUAUUUAGUAUCUUAUUUAUGUAAAUACGUACGGAAAAGAAGGUGAAUACUUAAUAUCUUACUGUUCUAGUGUUCUAGUACUAGAUAGUUAAUACUCAGUUUAAUAUACUUAUCGUAUGUAUUUUAUCUGAUUGAAAUUUCGUUUUUGUAUUAUUGCCAAACAGUUUCAUUUACUUAUGUAUGAUCGUAUAUAUUUUAUCC
Linum tenue is the source of this 5175-nucleotide messenger RNA. The record is from the annotation of a GenBank genome assembly. Lineage: Eukaryota; Viridiplantae; Streptophyta; Magnoliopsida; Malpighiales; Linaceae.